This is a messenger RNA of Rhodamnia argentea, 1101 nucleotides long. RefSeq names its product protein SRC2 homolog. The record is from RefSeq and is a predicted model, not a curated record. The transcript has 2 exons. NCBI's taxonomy places the organism in Eukaryota, Viridiplantae, Streptophyta, Magnoliopsida, Myrtales, Myrtaceae. Gene Ontology annotation, biological process: defense response. Bases 71 to 922 code for a protein of 283 amino acids.
GCUCAGUUCCCUGUGCAUUCUCCCCUUCCAUCUGGUAAGACUUCACUCAUCCACAACCACCGAACCGAGUAUGGCGUCGCGCUACGAAGUGGAGGUGACCGUAUCGUCGGCCAGGGACCUCAAGAACGUGAACUGGCGCCACGGCCCGAUCCGCCCCUACGCCGUCGUCUGGGUCGACCCCAGCAACAAGUGCUCCACCAAGGUCGACGACGAGGGCGACACGUCUCCCAUCUGGGACGCGACCCUCGUCAUCCCCUUGCCCCCCGGCCCCAUCGAGGACAAGACCCUCUACAUCGACGUCGUCCAUGCCGGCUCCGAGGAGGACACCAAGCCCCUGAUCGGAUCCGCUCGGAUCAAGCUCCGCGACGUCCUCGACGAUGCCGGCUUCGGCGACCCUCUCAAGCGCAGCCUCCAGCUGAAGCGCCGCUCGGGCCGCCCGCAUGGCAAGGUCGAGGUCAAGGUCUGCGUGAGGGAGCCGCGUUACGGCGCCCCCGAUCCUCACCGUGCGCCCCCCUACGGGGUCCAGUCGGCUACAAGGGAGUACGCGCCCCCGGCGUACGGCAACCCUUACGCGGCUCCGCAGCCCAACCCGUACUACGCGGCGGCGCCUCCGGCUGGUGGCUACGGCUACGGCGGGUACAAUGCUCCGCCGCAGCAGUACGGGCAGCCGAGCUACGGGCAGGCGCCGCAGUACGGAUACGGCGGGGAGCCGGCGGCUGCGUACGGGCAGGAGGAGAAGAAGAAGAGCAAGUUCGGGGGGAUGGGGAUGGGGACGGGGCUGGCCGUGGGCGCGGUGGCGGGGGCUCUCGGUGGACUGGCCCUCGCGGAGGGGUUCGAUCACCUGGAGGACAAGAUCGCCGAUGACGCGGCGGACAAGGUGGAGGAUGAUAUCGGCUACGACGAGGGAGAGGAUGACUUCUAGGGGAGCCGGCUCUUGUCUUUUCGUUUUCCCUUCAAAGUUUUUAUCGUUUUCUGGGGGAGCUUCUUUGCGGAUGAUGUUGGCGUGCGUUUUUAUGUGUCAAAUUUUACCGAAUGUAACGCAUAAGCAAACUCUAUAAUCUUAUUUUAUUUCUCGAUCAUGUCAACAUGACGUUUUCUUCU